This is a messenger RNA of Apiotrichum porosum, 3726 nucleotides long. It is a transcript of the gene RPB2, whose product is annotated as DNA-dependent RNA polymerase II. The record is from RefSeq and is a predicted model, not a curated record. Gene Ontology annotation, molecular function: DNA binding; ribonucleoside binding; DNA-directed RNA polymerase activity. The coding region runs from base 1 to 3726 and encodes 1241 amino acids. Gene Ontology annotation, biological process: DNA-templated transcription. Gene Ontology annotation, cellular component: RNA polymerase II, core complex. NCBI's taxonomy places the organism in Eukaryota, Fungi, Basidiomycota, Tremellomycetes, Trichosporonales, Trichosporonaceae. The transcript is spliced from 6 exons.
AUGGAUGCAGGAACUGCCGGCGACGGCUACGAGUACAAGCCCGACUACGACUAUGACAAUGAGGGUUACAUGGACGGCGAGUCGCAAGAGGAGGCGAUCGCGCAGGACGACUACUGGAAGAUCAUCGACUCGUUCUUCAACGAGAAGGGUCUAGUCCGCCAGCAGCUCGAGUCGUUCAACGAGUUUGUGGAAAACACAAUGCAGGAGUUGGUCGACGAGAGUGCCAAAUUGACUCUGGACCAACAUACCCAGCACACUGGUGUUCGCGGUGAUGAGACGAGGAGGUACGAGAUCAACUUUGGUCAGAUUUACUUGGCCAAGGUCGCCAUGACUGAGAUGGACGGUCAGACCGUCGGUCUGUUCCCGCAGGAGGCGCGUCUGCGUAACUUGACGUACGCCGCGCCCCUGUACGUCGACAUGAAGAAGCAGACGUACACUGCCGGCAACGUCGACGACCCGAUCGAGGCCGACUGGCGGCCAGCACUGGACCAGAACGGUGUGAUGCAGGAGCAGGAGGAGGACAAGAUCUGGAUUGGUAAAGUGCCCGUCAUGGUGCGCUCCAACUUCUGUCUGCUGCACGGCUUGCCCGAGGACAGCUACUUUCAGCUGGGCGAGUGUCCCUACGACCAGGGCGGUUACUUUGUUAUCAACGGUUCCGAAAAGGUCCUCAUUGCGCAGGAACGCAUGGCUGCCAACCACGUCUACGUCUUCAAGAAGGGUGACCCGUCGGCCAUCACCUUCUUUUCCGAGGUGACGAGUCAGAUGGAAAAGGGUGGCAAGAUGCCGUCCAAGACUGUGGUGCGCAUGUACGCGCGCGCCGCGGAGCGUACCACCACUGGAUCCGUCAUCCGCGCGUCGCUGCCUUACACCAAGGUCGACAUCCCCAUUGUCAUCAUCUUCCGCGCGCUCGGUAUUGUGCCCGACCGUGACGUUCUGUCACACAUCUGUUUCGACCCCAACGACACGUCCAUGCUCGAGCUGCUGCGCCCAUGUAUCGAAGAGGCGUUUGCCGUCCAGGACCGCGACACUGCGCUCGACUUUAUUGGUCGUCGUGGCCAGCAGGAGAAGGGCACGCGUUCGCAGCGCCAGCGCGCCGCGUUUGACAUUCUCCAAAAGGAGAUGCUCCCUCACGUCUCGGUUUCCGAGGGCUUCGAGUCCAAGAAGGCCUACUUCCUGGGUUACAUGGUCCACCGCCUGUGUUCGGCUGCUCUUGGUCGUCGCGAGCUCGACGACCGUGACCACUUUGGCAAGAAGCGUCUCGACUUGGCUGGUCCCUUGCUCGCCAGUCUGUUCCGUAUCCUGUUCAAGAAGCUCACUCGCGACGUCUACCGCCACCUGCAAAAGUGUGUCGAGACCCACAAGGAGUUUACUCUGGUCAACGCGAUCAAGCCCGGUAUCAUCACCAACGGUCUCAAGUACUCGCUCGCCACUGGUAACUGGGGUGACCAGGCCAAGGCCAUGCAGGCUCGUGCCGGUGUGUCACAGGUGCUUAACCGUUACACUUUCGCGUCGACUCUUUCCCACUUGCGACGUACCAACACACCCAUUGGUCGUGACGGUAAGAUUGCCAAGCCUCGUCAGCUGCACAACACCCAUUGGGGAAUGGUGUGCCCCGCCGAGACUCCCGAAGGACAGGCGUGUGGUCUUGUCAAGAACCUCGCGCUCAUGUCAUACAUUUCGGUCGGCUCGUACUCUGCCCCCGUCAUGGAGUUUUUGGAGGAGUGGGGUCUCGAGGACCAGACCGAGUACUCGAACGCGCCCAACGCCACCAAGGUGUUUGUCAACGGUGUGUGGAUGGGUAUCCACCGCGACGCCGUCACGCUCCACCAGAACCUGUUGCACAUGCGUCGUGGUGGCCAGCUCAAGCACGAGGUUUCGAUUGUGCGCGAUAUCCGCGAGCGCGAGCUUCGUCUGUACACGGACGCCGGUCGUGUGUGUCGCCCGCUGUUUAUUGUCGACGAGAGCCAGCAGCUCCUCCUCAAGCGCGAGCACAUUGAUCGCCUCGAGGCCGUCAUGGACGGCCACGAGCAGCUGCCGCAGGGCAUCAACUCGGCAUGGGACGAGCUCAUGUCGCAGAGCCUGAUCGAGUAUGUCGACGCCGAGGAGGAGGAGACCAUUCUCAUUGCCAUGUCGUCCGAGGAGCUCGACAAUGCCCGUCGGUACCAGAGCCGUUCCGAGGUGGCUGCUGCCCAGAUUGCGCACAACUCGGAGGCCUUUGACCCUGCUGCGCGUAUCAAGUCGUCCAACUGGUCGCAGCACUACACCCACAUGGAGAUUCACCCCAGUAUGAUUCUCGGUGUUUGUGCCAGUAUUAUCCCCUUCCCCGACCACAACCAGUCGCCUCGUAACACGUACCAGUCUGCAAUGGGCAAGCAGGCCAUGGGUAUCUACUUGACAAACUACCAGCUGCGUAUGGACACGAUGGCCAACAUCCUGUACUACCCGCAGUCGCCUCUGGCCACCACCCAGUCGAUGAAGUAUCUCAACUUCUCCGAGCUGCCCGCUGGCCAGAACGCGAUCGUCGCCAUUCUCUGUUACUCGGGUUACAACCAGGAAGACUCGGUCAUUAUGAACCAGUCGUCGAUCGACCGUGGCCUGUUCCGUUCGCUCUACUACCGUGCGUACACCGACACGGAGAAGAUGGUCGGCAUGCAAAAGGUCGAGACCUUUGAAAAGCCCGACCGCAACGAGACGCUGCGUAUGAAGCAAGGCCCCAGCGAUCGCUACGCCAAGCUCGACCCAGACGGACUCAUCACGCCGGCGACCAACGUGAACGGUGACGACAUUAUUAUCGGCAAGACGGCGCCGAUCCCUCCCGACAGCGAGGAGCUUGGCCAGCGUUCGGCUACCCACACCAAGCGCGAUGUCUCGACGCCCAUGAAGAGCACCGAGCAAGGUGUUGUCGACCAGGUGAUGAUCACGACCAACGCGGACGGUCUCAAGUUUGUCAAGAUUCGUAUCCGUUCCACGCGUAUCCCGCAGAUUGGAGACAAGUUUGCGUCGCGUCACGGUCAGAAGGGUACCAUUGGUAUCACGUACAGGCAAGAGGACAUGCCGUUCACUGCCGAGGGUAUUGUGCCCGACAUUGUCAUCAACCCGCACGCCAUUCCGUCGCGUAUGACCAUCGGACACUUGGUCGAGUGUCUGCUCUCCAAACUCGCCACCCUCACGGGUCGCGAGGGUGACGCAACACCGUUCACCGAGCUGACCGUCGAGUCGGUGUCCAAGCUCCUCCGUGCGCGCGGUUACCAGUCUCGUGGCUUUGAGAUCAUGUACCACGGCCACACGGGUCGCAAGCUGCGUGCCCAGGUCUACUUUGGUCCCACGUACUACCAGCGUCUCAAGCACAUGGUCGACGACAAGAUCCACGCGCGUGCCCGUGGCCCGCUGCAGAUCCUCACGCGCCAGCCCGUCGAGGGUCGUUCGCGUGACGGUGGUCUGCGUUUCGGUGAAAUGGAGCGCGACUGCAUGAUCUCGCACGGUAUCGCCGGUUUCCUCAAGGAGCGCAUGUACGAGUCGUCGGACGCGUUCCGCCUGCACGUGUGCGACCAGUGUGGUCUCAUGGCUAUUGCAAACCUCAAAAAGCAAGAGUUCCACUGCACGGUCUGCCGCAACAGCACGCAGGUCAGCCAGAUCUACAUUCCCUAUGCUGCAAAGCUCCUGUUCCAGGAACUGCAGGCCAUGAACGUGACUGUGCGCAUGUACUCGAACGAGGCCGACGACUAG